AUGAGUUGGAAGAUUUUCCUGUUUGCUACCUACACAAAAGAUAAUUCAAGCAAAGCACCAAUUAUUUGUAUAAUCGUUCAUAAAUGGUUUUCAAGACCAUCAAAAAUAAAUAUUUCAGUUGUUGCACCGUUAAUGAUGACUUCUAAUGUAUUAUCUCUUUUGUAUGAUGGUGAAACAUUUUAUGUUCUUUCAUCAAAAGUUUAUAUAGAUUCAGUAUUAAAUUUAAAUGAAGAUGAUUGGAAGACAUUAAUUCUAUAUGGAAAAAUAGGUAAUAAAUUACAUGAGUUACGAACAUUUGUUUCUCAUAUGAAAAAUGAAAGAAUAAUAAUUGAAAAAGAAAAGUUAACAUUAAAUUUUGACUUUAAAUAUUCAAAACAACGUGAUGAUAUUGUUUCAAAUAUUGCCAAAUUAAAAUUAAAUGAAAUUGAUAAUUCAAUUGAAUUAAAUCAACCUCGUUCUUAUACAAUUAAUGAUUUUACAUUUUUAUCAAAUCGUGCAAAAGUAUUAACAACAACUGAUGAUGAAUAUUCUGAUAUAAUCGAUAUUUUAGAUCAUACAAAUGUUCCAUUAAUUGAAUGCGCUAUUUCUAUGGAACAAGGACCAUUUGUUCUUUGGUUAAAACAACCAAACAAUCUUGAAGAUACAACUACUGACUUUAUUAUUAAUUUUCCAUUAGAAGGAAAUAAAAAUUUAAUUAAUUGUAUUAUUGCAAAUUCAGUUUGUGGUUAUUGUGCUAAAUCUUAUAUAAAUGCAACAAUAAAUAAUUCAAAAAAAUGA
Molecule: messenger RNA, 777 nt
Organism: Rotaria sp. Silwood2
Lineage: Eukaryota; Metazoa; Rotifera; Eurotatoria; Philodinida; Philodinidae
Source: the annotation of a GenBank genome assembly